AUGGGAGUAAGAGAAUUUACGAUCCGUCUGUUUAAGAGCGAAGAUCGUUCGAAAACAUACAAACCACUGAUUGAUAUCCUUCCGUGGUGGGCUGUUUUAGUCCUUUUUAUUAUUGCAACAGUAUUAUUUGGUAUUGCUAUCAUUGUGGGUGUCUUUGCAGGCCCAGUCGUAUUGGAUUCACACUAUGUGGAAAUGGAUACAAGAAAGAACACAACAACAAGUUCACGUGGAUCUAUUGAUUUUGUGCCAAGAACAUCAUCACAUUUGAGAUAUGCUCAAUAUACUUUGGAUGGAGAUCAUGAUGAUCUCAAGCCACUUUUCUAUGGUCAAGAACAAGUCUUGGCUACAGCACCAACAACAUUUAGUGCCAUUAAUCAAGAGAUUAAUUUUCUCUGUUAUUUGAAAUCUAAUACUUCAACAUUUUCUGUGGAAUCUGAAAAGGCCUUUGGUUUCCAAAAGUCUAACCUCCAGUUCUUCUUGCAACUUUUUGGUAAGGAUGAAGCUGAUGGUGAUUGGGAGCUUAUUGUGAAUGGUACCUAUUCCAGACCAUUGGUUUGUACUUCCACUAGUGAACUCUGUGAUCCAAUUACACUAUUCUAUGAAUCACAUAUUAGACAUCCAUACUAUCGUAUUGGUGUGAGCUUCCUCAACUCUCGUGAAUUAUAUGAUAAUACUCUUAUUGAUCCACAUUUCGUCAAGAUGGAAUUUGAAAGCUACAAUGCUGCUUAUUCAAAUUGGGAAUUGGGCUGGAGAUAUAGUAUAAUCUUUAUCACUGCUCCACUCUGUAUUGCUUUCAUUAUUGCCAAUAUUAUUAGAAGUCACUUUGUAAAUUGGGCUACUGAACAAAAGUGGAUUGGAUUGUUGCUCAUUUUCCUUGUACUUUACAAUAAUCCUAUUUUUGCAUUGAUUUUCACAGCAGGUAACUGGGCUUUCUCCUUUAUUAAUAUUGUAUUUAUUAUUAGUUUCGUUUGCUUUUUAAUGUUUGUGGUGCUGGUUUUCACUGAUUCUCUUGUCAUUCCACAAAAAGAUAGAUCAUUCCUGUGGUUCUACAUCCCAAAGAUUGUAUUGGUUGGCAUUCUCUUUGUAUUUGUCAUUACUACCUUUACCUACGUCAGACUUCAAGAACAAGAAGAUCCAGGUUACAAUUUGGGAAUUGUUCAAGGACUUUCCUCAUAUCAAACAUUGGGCAUUAUUGUUGUAUUGAUUAUGCUUGUCUACAUCUUUGUUCUUAUUUAUUAUUUGAUGAGAGUUAUUGAAAAGCACAGAAUGAACUUGUUACCAAAGAGAAAUGCUUGGCGUAGUAAGGUUAUUUGGUUCUUGACCAUUACAAUGGUUAUUGGUACUAUUGUGGAAAUCUUCCUCUACGUUUUCAGUAAGGAUUGGAAUAGCUCUGCUCAAUUCUUGUCCUACUUUAUGUUCUACAGUUUGUACGUUUGGCUCAUUACCAUUCUCUAUUGGCCAAGCUUUACUGCCGUUCAACAAGAAGAAUUCGACGAAGAAAAUAACACCCAAGCCAAAGAAGAUGAUUACUUUGAUGAAAUGGAUGAAUAA
Molecule: messenger RNA, 1551 nt
Organism: Naegleria gruberi
Lineage: Eukaryota; Heterolobosea; Eutetramitea; Acrasida; Naegleriidae
Gene: AM6
Exons: 1
Coding region: 1-1551 (516 amino acids)
Molecular function (GO): toxic substance binding
Source: RefSeq, a predicted model, not a curated record